AUGGUGUCUCCCUCCUCGGCCCAACUUGCACUCACCGAUAUCUACCCUCCCACCCCAAUACCAAAGCCACAAGACUUCAAGACGGCGAUUGAGAACAAGUCUAAGGCGCUCAGGGAUGGAAGUGAUGAAGAUUCGUACCUAUCAUUCAGUGGCGUUACCCCACAACGUUUCGAAUACAUCGAGAGCCACCGGGACGCCCUUGGAGCGAAACGUGCACGCUUCAGCUAUUUUGCUGAUAUUGAGACGCUCAUUGUCAAGGUACCCUCUGAGCCCCAUGAGAAGGCCCACGCAGGAAUAGGAAGUGAGAUCAUGCUCCGUCUGAGAAUGAACAUGCGGAUUGCCCGUGAUGAAGUCUUCCCUGUUCAGUCAACCACAUACCAUGGAAGAGGGGGCUCAUCUAAGGAGGCUGACUCGUCGUACAAGAACCUGAGAGUUAGAUCUCGGGUUGGAUCCUGGCCCCUCUGGGUGGUUGAGGGGGGCAUGUCAGGGUCCAUACAACGUCUCCGUGGAGACGCGAGCUGGUGGAUAGACCAUUCUGGUGGAGAGGUCAAACUCGUCCUCCUUGUCUGGAUCCGCCCUAGUCGCAAGACGAUCAAGAUCGAGACGUGGGUUCCAGAACAAAUACUUCCACUUUGGGCCAGGAAAGAAGACGAUGAGGUCGAGAUUGAUUUUUCAGUCAAUCCACCAAUCUAUCGAGGCCCCCCUGCCCUUGUUUUCCAAUUCAGUCGACUUGUUGGCCGUCCUCCGGUGCCGCCCAGCGAAGGUGAUGUGGUGCUCUCCCGGCUAGACCUUGUGAAAUUGGCCAGGGACAUCUGGCACGGCAUUAUUUAA
Molecule: messenger RNA, 831 nt
Organism: Aspergillus thermomutatus
Lineage: Eukaryota; Fungi; Ascomycota; Eurotiomycetes; Eurotiales; Aspergillaceae
Exons: 1
Coding region: 1-831 (276 amino acids)
Source: RefSeq, a predicted model, not a curated record